CAGGAAACUUUUUUUUUUUUUUUUUACCCAGUUUUUCCACACAUUCUGUAUGGUACAUGCAGCAGCAGCAUCAUUGGAUGACGCGACAGCAACACACGAUAGUGCGAUGGAGCAUCGCCCCAGUAGCAAGACAGACCCUACAGGACCGGCCCAUUCACCGGUAGAAAGCGAUGCAUAUACGUUUCAAGAUGACGACGACGACGACGACGACGACGGUCGCUUAUCACAACCUUCGGAACGGUUGUUACAACAAGAACAACCGACACGAACAAGCGACGGUGGUUCGAUUCGCAAACGACUCAGUCCACAAAGCAUUGCUUUAUUAAAGACGUCGGGAAUCAAUGUACUGUGGAUAUUGACAUGGUACCUGUUUGCGACGUUUCUCUCUGUAUAUAACAAAUGGAUGUUCUCAGCAGAACAUUACAAUUUCCAGUUUCCCCUCUUUGUUUCCAGCAUUCACAUGGUCGUCCAAUUCAUUUUUUCAGGAUUAUCGAUCCUCUUGGUGCCUAGGUUACGGCCCACCAAAAGACCCACGGUCCGAGAAUAUAUAUUCAAGGUGCUUCCAUGUGCAUUGGCAACCAGCCUUGACAUUGGCCUGUCAAACCUUUCCCUCAAAACCAUCACUCUGUCAUUCUACACAAUGUGCAAGUCAUCUACCCUCGCCUUUGUACUCCUGUUUGCAUUUCUCUUUCGUCUCGAAAAGCCUAGCUUGAAACUCAUCUGCAUUAUUCUUAUCAUUAUUACCGGUGUCAUCCUCAUGGUGUCAGAUGAAACUGAAUUUGAAUUAGUCGGCUUCAUCUGCGUCAUGACUGCUUCUGCUUGUGGUGGUCUUCGAUGGGCGCUUACCGAAUUACUCCUUCGCAAAGAAAGCAUAGGAUUAAGUAAUCCUUUCGCAUCCAUCUUCUUUCUGGCACCCGCACAAGCCGUGAUCCUGAUUGUACUGUCCGCCCCGAUCGAAGGCUAUCCCACCAUUUUCCGCAGCGCGUUCUUUGUCACCUUUGGUGAAGGCAUUCAUACUACCGGAAUCAUUCUUGUGGGUGGAUGUUUGGCAUUCUGUAUGAUCAUGGCGGAAUUCUUUUUGAUUAAACGGACAUCCGUGGUAACCCUGAGUGUCUGCGGUAUCUUUAAGGAAGUGGCAACGAUCUUCAUCUCAACACUUGUAUUUGGCGACGUCUUGACCAUUGUCAAUACGAUCGGUCUAUGCAUCACAUUAUUUGGUAUUGGCUUAUACAAUUGGCUGAAGCUACGUCGUGCUACUCGACAGGCACACAAAGAUGUCCGUGAUCAAGAGCUAGAAGGAGCGCUGGAUACAGAGGCAAUUUCAGAUCGUGAACAUCGUCGUCAUCAUCAUCAUCCUCGGGAACCCAUGUAUAGCAUGGUCGCUGAAAGCACACCCAUGUUGUUGGUGGAUGGUGCAAUGUCAAGUUAUCGAGACAGCACAGACAGCAAUGAUCUCAUAAAUGAUGGAGAUAAUGGCAAGCAUCAACACGCACGAGGAGAACAGUAUGAGCUACGAUAAAUAUUCUUAAUUUUACCCCACAAACCACGACGACCACCAUCCUAUAAAUACAUCUCCUUUAUUGCAUUCCUAUUUAUUGACCAUUCAUCUGUUCUUGUGAAUUGAAAUCCUGGCUUUGAGAGAUACAGUAUCUGAAAGCAUAAUAAACUCAGAUUGUAAUGAGAACAUGAUAAAGCCAAUGAUACGAGAACUCUCGAUAAUGACGGUACUGG
Messenger RNA from Zychaea mexicana, 1731 nucleotides. Its product is annotated as triose-phosphate transporter family-domain-containing protein. NCBI's taxonomy places the organism in Eukaryota, Fungi, Mucoromycota, Mucoromycetes, Mucorales, Lichtheimiaceae. Gene Ontology annotation, molecular function: antiporter activity. Gene Ontology annotation, biological process: UDP-glucose transmembrane transport. The transcript has 8 exons. The record is from RefSeq and is a predicted model, not a curated record. Gene Ontology annotation, cellular component: Golgi apparatus; cis-Golgi network; endoplasmic reticulum-Golgi intermediate compartment. The coding region runs from base 50 to 1519 and encodes 489 amino acids.